This is a messenger RNA of Physeter macrocephalus (sperm whale), 1455 nucleotides long. RefSeq names its product sperm flagellar protein 2-like. Gene Ontology annotation, molecular function: protein binding. Lineage: Eukaryota; Metazoa; Chordata; Mammalia; Artiodactyla; Physeteridae. The coding region runs from base 82 to 1455 and encodes 457 amino acids. Gene Ontology annotation, cellular component: sperm midpiece; manchette. Gene Ontology annotation, biological process: sperm axoneme assembly. The record is from RefSeq and is a predicted model, not a curated record. The transcript is spliced from 9 exons.
CAACAGGAGGACGCGGGCGGGCGGACUGGGUUUCCCGCGCGUUCCUGGCACCUGCCUGCGGUGGGAGGCGCAGGCCGAGCCAUGUCGGAGAUCCUGUGCCAGUGGCUCAACCAGGAGUUGAAGGUGUCCCAGACCGUGAGUCCCAAGUCAUUUGCAAAGGCAUUUUCCAAUGGCUAUCUAAUUGGAGAAGUUUUGCACAAGUUUGCACUUCAGGAUGAUUUUGCAGAAUUUUCAGAAAGCAGGAUUUCAAGUGCCAAACUUAAUAAUUUUUCUCGCUUGGAGCCCACACUUCACCUUCUGGGCGUGCAGUUUGAUCAGAAUGUGGCCCACAGUAUAAUCACAGAAAAGCCUGGGGCGGCGACGAAACUCUUAUAUCAAUUGUACAUUGCUCUCCAGAGAAAAAAGAAAGGUGUGCUGACUGGAGUGGAAAUGCAAACCAUGCAACCCCUGACAAAUACAAAAGUUCAAAACGUGAAAAGCGAGGCUUUUCGAGAUCAACGCUUGAGCAGAAGACGACAAAAUGAAAUAAUGGCUAAAAUCCAAGCAACUGUCAUACAGAUUCCUAAACCCGCAUCAAACCGUAUUGUGAAAGCACUUGACACUCAAAAAAUGUUGAAAAAGAAAAAAGAGGCAGAGGAUGUGGCCAAUGAGAUUAAGAAGUUUGAAGCAUUAAUAAAAAAGGAUCUCCAAGCAAAAGAAAGUGCAUCCAAGACUUCUUUAGAUACAACAGGCCAGACAACCGCUGAUUUGUUAAACACUUAUUCGGAUGAUGACUACAUUAAAAAAAUCCGAAAGCGCCUCGAAGAAGAUGCUUUUGCACGAGAACAAAGGGAGAAAAGACGGCGGAGACUCUUAAUGGACCAGUUAAUAGCCCACGAAGCACAAGAGGAGUCUUAUCGGGAGGAGCAGCUGAUCAACCGGCUGAUGCGACAGUCCCAGCAGGAGCGCAGGAUCGCCGUGCAGCUCAUGCACGUUCGGCACGAAAAGGAAGUUUUAUGGCAAAACAGAAUUUUCAGAGAAAAACAAUAUGAGGAAAGACGGCGUAAAGAUUUCCAGGAUGCUCUCGAUCGAGAAGCGGCUUUGGCCAGACAAGCCAAGAUUGAUUUUGAAGAACAAGCCCUCAGAGUUAAGGAAAUUCAUGAGCAGAUUGCCUUGGAAAGGGUUCAAGCUCAUUACAAAAAGCAUUAUUCAAUAUGUGCAGAAAUUUUGGAUCAAAUCCUUGAUUUAUCCACUAAAGUGGCGGACUAUCGAAUGUUGACAAAUAACCUGAUUCCAUAUAAGUUGAUGCAUGAUUGGAAGGAACUGUUUUUUAAUGGAAAGCCCAUAUAUGAGCAAGCGUCUCUUAAGCAUCUGCCAGCUAAGCUCUCUGCAGAGCAGCUUAUAGAACUGGAGAAAAGGGACUUGCUAGAUAACAAUGACUAUGAAGAAUAUAAGGUACCUACUGAUGUGGAAUAA